This is a messenger RNA of Helianthus annuus (common sunflower), 1107 nucleotides long. Its product is annotated as U4/U6.U5 small nuclear ribonucleoprotein 27 kDa protein. The transcript is spliced from 2 exons. The record is from RefSeq and is a predicted model, not a curated record. NCBI's taxonomy places the organism in Eukaryota, Viridiplantae, Streptophyta, Magnoliopsida, Asterales, Asteraceae. Gene Ontology annotation, cellular component: precatalytic spliceosome. The coding region runs from base 86 to 748 and encodes 220 amino acids. Gene Ontology annotation, biological process: RNA splicing.
UACAAGUCUUAAGUAAGCUAACCCAUACACCCGUCUUCAUAGAAACCCUAAUUCGCCUCUGUAACAACCCACCUUUGCCCUAGCUAUGGCCGAUCGGAGGGACAGAGACAGAGAUCGAGACAGAGACAGAGAUAGAGACAGAGACAGAGACAGAGACAGAAAACGAGACAGAGACGACCGUGACCGUCCCCGCCACCGCCACCUCGACCAUGACCGCGACCAUGACCGCGACCGUGACCGUGACCGCGACCGCGACAGAGACCGUAAAGACAGGAGUAAAAGGUCACACACACCAGACCAGUCCCGUUCCCACCACACCAGAUCACGAACCCGUUCCCCUGACCACCGCCGGUCACGUUCUCGUUCCACCGACAGACACCGUAGAAAAAGCCACCACCGUACCCCAUCCCCAGACCACUCACGUAAGCGUCGCAGGCACGACGACAACGACAACAAGCGUACUGCAGCUGUGGUUUCAGAUUUUGUGGAUGAGAUUGUGAAGGAGAAGCAGCAGAAGAGUAAGAAGGAUAAGGAGGUGGAAGUGAGUGAAGGUGGUGAGAUGGAUGCUAAUGAAAUUGAGAUGAUGAAGAUGAUGGGGAUUCCGGUUGGGUUCGAUUCGACUAAAGGGAAGCCGGUUGAAGGGAAUGAUGUGAGCGGGAUUAGAGCGGUGACGAAACGACAGCCCAGGCAGUAUAUGAAUCGUCGCGGUGGGUUUAAUCGCCCGUUGCCGGCUGAAGUUAACCGUUGAUUGAGGCGUACUGAUCUUCCAUUGAGAUUUGUUAGUUAAAAGUUUGAUGCUUGAAAACGUGACAAACUCACAUGAUGCAUGAUCCAUUGACAAGGCAAAGGCUUGAAUCUUAAUGUCGAUAAUUCUUGUAAGUUACUUGAUAUGUUUUUUGGGGAUUUCUGUUGGUGUAUCUUAGUUUGUGUAGGAUAAAAUGCUUUGCAACACACUGUCGUCUUCUGCUAUAUGCACGUUCUACAACAUUGUCAUGCAAGUCUUCCCCAAAAUCAGCGUUUGUAUCUUACAUUUGUUGAACAAGUCGGACAAUUAUUCUUAUCAGAUAGCUCGUUUUAUUCAACUUAUUAAUUUCCAGAUUUUGGGCU